Molecule: messenger RNA, 5868 nt
Organism: Cinara cedri
Lineage: Eukaryota; Metazoa; Arthropoda; Insecta; Hemiptera; Aphididae
Source: the annotation of a GenBank genome assembly
AUGACGUCCGUUUGUAAUUAUUACAAUGUUACAUCCGACGUUCAGACCGAAGUACCGCCCAUCGAGAACGCGAUGCGUACAGGUAACGCGCCGGGUACCGUAAUAAUAAACGGUCAUAAGCGCUACGCGGCUGCUACAAAUAACAUUAAUAUUGUUUAGAUAGCGGCCGGCGGCGGAUAAUGGAUGUUGGGUACGGUUCGCGCGUUAUUCGGUACACGAUCGUCGGCCAACGAAAACAGCGACGGGCACGUUUAUUAAGUAUAAUAAUAAUACAUUCGAAAUCAAUUGUUCGUGAUUAUAAUGUAGUCACGCGCGCGCGCGCAUAAUAAAUCGGUGUUAUAGGCAGAUAGGUAGUACAUAUUGUUUACCGGGUACAUAUCGACCGAUCGAUUAUUCUGUGCCUACGAGUAAUUGGUAGGUACGUCGGAACUUUUUUUUUUUUUUCUAAUGAAUAUCCACUGCGUGUCCUCCGUUCUAAUCAAAAAAAAAGCACCACGGGCAGAUUGUCCGAACCAGAAAAACGGAAAUGAAACAUUUCAACACCCAGGCGAGGAAUUUAGGAGGGGGGGGCAUAGGGGCCUUGUCCUCUUAAACAUCAAACUAUCUAUAAAUAAUAAUUUCUUUCAGAAAUCUGUAUAGAAGUUCGGAAUAUUAGUAAAUUAUAAUCACGGUUUUUAUUCAAAAGAAUCUUCCCUGAAUAAUUUAUAUUUAACGGAUUAACCCUAACCAAAUUUCAAGGUAAAUAGUUAAAAAUACAUUUGCUGUAAGGUAUGGCGGGGUAAAUGUGAUUUCGGGAUAAGUGUGACUGUUAGAUAUUUAGACUUGAUAGCAUUCAUAAUUAUACGGGUACCUGUACAAAUCUAGAAUUUACAAAUCUGGAACGUAUAACUCUUAAAAAUACACAUCUGAAAUGCACAAAUCUAGAAAGUACAAAUCUUGAAUUCAGGGUUUUAUGGUUAUCGAAAUUUAAACCAUACAAACCUGGAAUGAACUAAUCUUGAAAAAUAAUUUUCUAUUAAUCCAGUGUUACCAACUUUUGGAACAAAAACAUAUACGCCCGUGACCAAAAGCCAUUAUUUUAAAAACUAUAAGAAAAAAAAACAUAUCACCCCUACCUAAAUUUUGACCAGAAAAGGUAUUAGGUUUUAUUGUUACGUUUGGGACAUCAACCUCUUAGAAGUUCUUAUCAGUGUCAGAGAACAGUUACCAUAUUUUUUUUUUAACAAAACAAUUAUUAUGUGUUAUUAUUAGGUGCAUAAGCAAUUUGUAAAAUUGGGAUAUAAUAUAUAUAUAUAUAUAUAUGGUAUAUAUAAUUUGGAGCGUGUAUAAAUCUAGAAAUUGGAAAUCUGAACUGUACAAAUCUGGACUAAAAAUUAUAACAUCGAUGGAUAACAUUCAUUUAAGGAAUAUGUGUAGACCGUAAACAUUGAAAUAUUAAAAUAAUGAGAUCAUAACGCGGUAAAUUUGUAAGUUUUAUUUACGUUUCUUUCCUAAUUCUUAAUAAAACUAUAGAGAAAAUCAAAAAACGAAUAACUUACUCAUAAACUAGAUUAAAAAUGCAACAAUAAUAGUUUCUGGUCCUGAAAUCGUUAUUUUCGUUCGAUAUGACCUCAUGAGGAAAUCCAAUACUCGAAUAUUCUCGAAGGCACAUCCAUACAUAUACAAAGUGAUCAAUCUAAACCUAGAUUCUAGAGUAAUACUUUUAAGUUUCGCAAGGAAAGUAGUGGAGUUUCGGCGCAGAAAAGUAGCUGAGUUUCGGCCCGUGCCUUGGUAAUUGGUGUAGUGCAGUACAAAUCUAUAAAUUUUAAUAUGAGAAUAAUAUGAUAAAACAAUGUUCGAUUACACACAGUCCGAAUGAGUAAAUUCGACGGUUCUUAAGUGUACCUAAAAUGUAUAUUUUGUUUUUGCCCCGUCACCUAAAUAAAAUAGUCGUUUCACAUUUUGCCGGUCCAUGUGUGGCCAUUUCAAAAAACGCUGUGCGACCAUGUUUAAAACCAAAUAAUAACGGUUUGACUAGUUUGUACAAUAACAGUAUUACCAACAAAUGAUUGAAAAAUAAAAUUUUAACAUUGGGUGUUCAAAUUCCCACAAAUAUAAUCACAGAAUUUUGACAUUUUGCAUACAACUAUAAAUAUGGAAAGAGCCAAUAAUUUGAAGUUGGCAAAUAAAGGGCUUCUAUACAAGCGUUUAGUAUAAAAAUUUAAUAUAAAUUACUUAUAUAUAGCCCUUUAAAUAUUGUAUUUUAUGUAAUGGUAUAUUUAUGGCCUAUACUUACCCCUUAAAUGGAUAUAUGUAGUCCAGAUUUGUUCAGUCCAAUUUUGUACCGUUUAGAUUUAUAAUAUCCGGACUUUUACGGAUUUAAAAAUUCUAUUUUCCAGGUUUGUAUGGUCCAGAUUUACCGAUUCCAGAUUUGUAGGGUCCAGAUUUUUAUGGGUACCCUAUAUAAUUGUAUAUAGAAAUACAGAUUUUUUAUUCGAAGUUGGUGACACUGUAUUAGUAGAUAAUUAUUUUUCAAGAUUUUAUCAUUCCAGACUUUUACAUUCCAGGUUUAUACGGUUCAAUCAUCGACGACCGUUAACCCUGAGUUCAAGAUUUGUACUUUCCCGAUCGAUAUUUUCAAGAAUUGCACGUUCCAGAUUUCUACAUUCCAGAUUUGCACAAGUACUCAAAUCGAUCGUUCUAUUGGAGGUAUGUUUGUCGCAUCAUUUAAUAUUGUGUUAUCUAAUCCCGCGUAAAGUGGUGUGAUAAAACUUACAUAUACAAAUUCGAUAUCGUUUAGUACUUCAUCAAUUACAUUUGAUUCCAUCCGAUUCGAUUAAACCAAAGGAAUAAAUACAUUAAAUAUCUUCUAUAUUUUAAUAAUUUAAUAAUUUAAUAACAUAAUUUUAUAUUAUAUUUUGUUAAAUUACGAUUUCACUCUUACUCCUUCAUUAAGUGUAUUGGGGUAAAUGUGUUUAAUAGAUGUGGGGAAAGUGUGUAUGUGAAAUCGUAUGACACCGAACUACAACAUUGAUAAAUGAUAAGCCUAUGGGCUUUAGACAAGAAAUCAGAAAAACUAAAAUUAAUAUUUUAAAAACGUUCAUAACUCUUGAAUUAGUGGUUCAAUAUUUUUCAUUUUUGUAUCAAAUAAAUUCUUAUUAUUCUAAAGAUUUUUAUCUACUGCUCGCGAAAUACAUUAAAAAGUUUUUUUUUUCAUGAAAUUCAUAUGAACUUUAAUACUUAAAUCCCACCCUACAAAAAAAAAUUGCACGAAGAAAAUUAAAUUGAAAAAAAAAAUAUAGCAGAGAAAUAACAAAUAAACAAAAAUACACUGCACAAUCACGGCGUACGAAUCAUGUGGUGUAUAAGCUGAUAAGCAAAAUACAUUUAAAUUAUAUUGGGGAAAUAAUGUUUAAUUUUAGCUACCGAACGUUCAACAAUUAAAUAUGCGUGACUCGAGUUUAGGUAUACAAGGUAGAUUUUUAAAUUGCACAAAUAUCGAGUAAGAAUUCAAUAAUCGCUCAACGAUAAGGAAAAUUAUAUUUUUUAUAAAGCGAUCACAUUUAUGAAGCUAACCGCACUUUUGAAAUUUCCUACUACGGUCCUGCCGUCCGUUAGAAUAAGGCCUGGCAAUGGUCCAAAAUAAAAAAAAAAAAUGUGGUCACACAUACUCCACCUCAUCUUAAAUAAAUUGCAGUGAUAGGCCGGGAACAGUCCGGGAUUUCUCCGCGAUAUGUAACGAAUUGUGUGCAAACAGAUAAUAAACAACAGACACAAUUUUAUUGUUAAAUUCAUACGGGAUAUUAAUUUCUUAAAGAAUGCUCAAGUGACAUUUUUCGCGAUCGCAUAGGCUUAAUCCAUAUAAUAUUUUAUGUUACAUGCAAUGUGUAUUUAAUGUUACCUAAUUUGAAAUUCACCCACCCUCCCCCACCAAAUUUCAGUGUUCAGUCAUUUUUGUGAUGAAAAUCAUGAAAAAGUAUCACAACAGAACACUUUUAGUCCACCGAACUACCCACUCUCCACCUAUUUUGAUUUCAUUCAACACUGACACGGUUGAAACCAAAAAGGAAUAUUUUGGGUAAAAAAAAAAUAAAUAAAAAUUGGCAUGGUCAAAGCCAGGCGGGACAGCUAGAAUCUUUUUUUCUGUGGCUAGACGCUAGUAGCCUAGUGGCUAGUUAUCACUUAUCAAUAUUUAUCAAACGGUCACUUAUCAAUAUUCACUUACCAUAACGCUGUACUAUCAUUUUCAACACAACGUUUUGUUUUUCCAAAACGCCUAAGCAAUUUAAAAUUAUAAGAAUUUCAAAUUACAGCCUACAGUUUAAUGUUAACAGGUUAUUUUUACUUUUUACUAAAAGUAUUUAAUUUUUAGGUAAACAAAGUGCAAUGCCUAAUUUAAGACCUACGAAAUUUCAAAUGAAACGUUUAGUAGAGCUAGUGUCAAUGGAACCACAUCUUAUGACGGGUACGUUUUCAGUGAACUUUAAUUGCCAAAACGCUAAAGAAAAAUGGAAAAAAAUUGCUAAUGAAUUAAAUGCAUUACCUGGAGCCAAAAAGUCCUACGAGAAAUGGAAAAAGGUGACUAUAUAUAUAUAUAUUUUUUUUUAUGCAUAUAUAGGCAAUUAAUUCAUAUUGAUAUUGAAUUUUGAAUUAAAUAUUAUGUUCUAGGCAUGGCACGAUACAAAAACUAAAAAUACAAAGUACAAAAAAAAAGCUGCUGAUAUUAAAAAACACGUAUAUGUGGCAGGAGGUGAACAAUCUUGUAAUAUUACAUUAUCUGAUGCUCAAAUGAAUACAUUAAAUCAAGUUGUUGUGAAUGGUGGCUGCCAUAAAGUAUUCAGGAUCAAUGGUUCAGAAUCAGCAGAAAAUUUUGAUUUUUCAACCAUUAAAAAUGGUGCUAACAAACAUAAUAGUUCAAGUUCAAUUGAUGGAACAAAUGGUAAAUAUACACAUUAUAUUUUAAAGUUACUGAAUUCAAUUUUAAUGCUUGCAUACAUACUACUGAUAUUUUUAGAUAUUGAAAACACAAAUUCUGUUACUUUGCCAGCCUACACUGACAACCAUAUAAUAGAAUGUAUGUAUUUUAUAGUAUACCAAUUAAUUUUUAUUUAAACCUAGAUAAUAAUAUGAUUAUUUAUUAUUAUAUCAACCAAAGUAGCUUCUCAGGUAUUAAACAUUUGAAUUAAAUGUAUUUAAAAACAAUUUCAGUUACUACAGAUUUCAAAAUAAAAGAAGAACCAACUGAAGAAACCACUUCUGAAAUAGGUAUGAUUGAACAUAUAAAAUAUUAAUAUUACAAUAUAUUAUGUAAUUUUUUUUUUUUUAACUUUAAAGAAAGUACUUUAGGUACACAACGAUUUCAAGAAAAUAAUGAUGUUGCAAAUCGAAUGGCUGAACUCGCUGCUAAAAAGAUAGAAAUAAAGUCUGCAUAUUAUUCUAAAAAGAUAAAACUAAUGGAAGAUAAAAAUGCUAUUUUAAGGAACAUAAAUGUAUUAUUGAUGUCAUAUAUCAAUAAAAAAGCUAGUCACUAGGUACUCAACUGUUGUUUUAACCAAAUAAGUUUUACUUAAAUUAUUAUAAAAAAUAUAUUUUUGGAUUUUUCAUAAGCAAUUAAUAAAAAAAAAAAUGCAAGUAAUUAAUAUCAACUCACUAGUAUUAGAAUAUAAUUCUUAAGUUAAUAAACUCUAAUGAUACAUUUUCAUAAUUAGUAUUUUUAUGUAGUAAAUAAAUUAUUAUUUUUUAAAUUAUCACUUUUCAAGAAUGGCAAAAUAACUCCAAUGGUGUAAUCAAUACUUCUCUAUUUAAAAGUAGAAUAACAAAUUAUGUCUUGACAUAUUACUUUCAUACGAUUUACACCAUUAAAAAUUGAUGUAUAUUCAAAUUGUAACC